Penicillium brevicompactum is the source of this 3993-nucleotide messenger RNA. RefSeq lists its product as uncharacterized. NCBI's taxonomy places the organism in Eukaryota, Fungi, Ascomycota, Eurotiomycetes, Eurotiales, Aspergillaceae. Gene Ontology annotation, molecular function: ATP binding; P-type ion transporter activity; ATP hydrolysis activity. The record is from RefSeq and is a predicted model, not a curated record. Gene Ontology annotation, biological process: intracellular calcium ion homeostasis. Gene Ontology annotation, cellular component: membrane. Bases 1 to 3993 code for a protein of 1330 amino acids. The transcript has 19 exons.
AUGGGGAGCCGUCCGCAGUCGCCCACGGGAACUGGUCCCGUGGACCUAUCUAUGCCCCGAAAUGGGCUGCGGCGUGACUCCAUGCGAAGCAGUAUGAGCGUUGUGUCCGACGUUGAGAUGGCGCGAAAUGAGGUUUUCGAUGGCCCAAUUUCAGAAAGCAUUCCAUCGAGUGUGGUAUCUUUCGCUCACCGUCGAAGCCGAGCAGACUCUACCGUGAGUUUUACAUACUUUCAGGACGGAGAAGACUUCGCCGAAUUGUCGAACGAAGAUGCAGUGGACGAUGAAAGCGAGAUCGACGAGGAGUCUCUGCAUGGACUCGGGGAUGCAGAUAUUGAGUCUACUAGAGGAUCCUUUGUGUCCAAGCGGUUGUCGACAUCCCGCGACUCCGUCGAGCACCCUCUGCUUUCUCGCUACAUGUCCGCCAGCUCGUAUGGUCGGGAUCGGAGGACUGGAAGUCGUCUGAACCAAAAGGUUUACAUCGCAACGGAAGACUUGACCGCGGUUUUUGCUGGAUUCUCUACUAGCACCGUUGGUCUGGCCAUCUACAUUGCGUUGUGCAUCUUAACCGGUGGGCUUGCCUACCUUCUUUUCCGGUGGCUACCGCGAUGGCGGGUCAAAUUGAUUGGAAAGGCGACCCCAAUUGGGAGAUGCCAGUGGGUUGCUAUCGAGGACCAAUGGGGCCAAUUUACAAUUCACGAAGUUGGCAGUCAGCCAUACGGACGUCCACUUUCGACGGUCUUUGCUGACUCUUUACUCCACACACUCGACGAAGACGGUGACCCAACGAUCCAGUUCCUGCAAUUCAUUGAUUACAGAUACCUGCGAUUCUUCUACCACCCGAUUGAAGAUAAGUUCUCUUUGAUCACUGGCUGGAAAGAUCCCUCAUGGACCAAUGCCAAGGUCAUGCGAGGGGGGUUGGACGCCGACGAGCGAGACAGUAGAGAGCAACUUUUUGAACGCAAUGCUAUUGAAAUUGAGCAGAAGACUAUUCCGCAGCUGCUCGUUGACGAGGCCUUCCAUCCCUUCUAUAUCUUCCAGAUCGCAAGUUUGGUCCUUUGGUCCAUGGAUGAAUAUUACUAUUAUGCGGUCUGCAUCUUCUUGAUCUCGUUCUUUAGUAUUGGAACGACUGUGCUCGAGACAAAAUCGACAAUGAGCCGACUCAGGGAGAUUUCUCUCUUCGAUUGUGAUGUUCGCGUCCUAAGAAACGGAUUCUGGAGAUCUGUUUCUUCCCAAGAGCUGGUACCUGGCGAUGUAUAUGAGUUUUCCGACCCGUCGAUCAACCAGGUUCCGUGCGAUUGCAUACUGCUAUCGGGUGAUUGUAUUGUGAAUGAAAGCAUGCUCACUGGCGAAUCUGUUCCCGUAUCUAAAAUUCCUCUGACUGACGACGCCCUUGGAUACCUGGACCUUAGUACUCCUUCUAUUCAUCCGAACGUUGCCAAGCAUUUCUUGUUUAGUGGCACCAAAGUCAUUCGAGCUAGACGCCCUCAGAACGUUGACGACGACGAGGCUGUGGCAUUAGCUGUUGUUGUCAGAACGGGCUUUUUGACCACGAAGGGUGCUCUAGUUCGCUCGAUGCUUUUCCCUAAACCGGAUGGUUUCAAGUUCUAUCGGGACUCAUUCCGUUAUAUUGCAGUCAUGGGAAUUGUCGCACUUCUUGGAUUCGUCGCUUCGUUCGUUAACUUUGUGCGGUUGGGUCUUGCUUGGCACUUGAUCAUCAUACGAGCACUCGACCUGAUCACAAUUGUCGUUCCACCAGCUCUCCCGGCCACACUUACGAUCGGAACCAAUUUUGCUCUUUCCCGACUUAAAAAGCAGAGCAUCUUCUGUAUUAGCCCUCAAAAGGUCAACGUCGGAGGAAAAUUAGACAUUGUGUGCUUUGACAAGACCGGAACUCUCACAGAAGAUGGACUGGACGUACUUGGAGCGCGCAUUGUUACUCGUGGUCAAGGAUUCUCGGAAUUGCUCUCGGAGACUUCCGAAGGAUUCCUCACCCCAGCUUCGUCCAGAGACGCCGCAUACGAUAUCGAGAAACAAAAGAAGAUCAUUUACACCAUGGCAACAUGUCACUCCCUCAGGGUAGUGGACGAUGAGUUGCUGGGCGAUCCGCUUGACGUUAAGAUGUUCCAGUUUACCAACUGGACGUUCGAGGAGGGUGGAAACCAUGUUUCUGACCAGACAAGCCCCAAAUACGAUACAAUCACACCAUCUGUUGCGAAACCUCCUGCUAGCGAUCAGCAGGAUGCCAAUAACCCCCUGGAACUUGGAGUGCUACGAAGCUUUGAAUUUGUCUCCCAACUUCGCCGCGCUAGUGUUGUCGUGAGGCAAUUUGGCGAUAACGGAGCUAGUUUCUUCGUGAAGGGCGCCCCAGAAAGCAUCAAGGAUAUCUGUCUCCCAGGAUCACUUCCCUCGGACUACGAAGAUCUCCUGAGCUACUAUACCCAUAAAGGAUACCGUGUGAUUGCUUGCGCCACCAAGUACGAACGGAAAUUGAGCUGGACGAAAGUCCAGAAAAUGACUCGAGAGGAGGCCGAGUCAAACCUGGAAUUCCUGGGGUUCAUCAUCUUUGAAAACAAACUGAAACCGAGUACUGCCGGUGUGAUCUCCGAGCUGAACGAAGCAGGUAUUCGCAACGUGAUGUGCACUGGUGACAACAUCUUGACUGCGAUCAGUGUUGCUCGCGAAUGCAACAUGCUUGGACGCAAUGAGAUGUGUUUUAUCCCCCACUUUGUUGAAGGACCCGGUCUUUCCUCAAAGAUUUCACUUAUAUGGGAAUGCGUGGACAACCCUGACCUUCGUUUGGAUCCUAGAACUCUGAUGCCUAUUCAUACCGCAGAGACCGAUCUCUCCGUUCCAGGAAGCACCUUCAUUGAGCGGGAAUACUCCGUUGCCGUGACGGGCGAUGCUUUCAGGUGGUUGAUUGACUACGGAAACGAGGAUGUCCUUAACAAGGUGCUUGUAUUUGGAAAGGUAUUUGCUAGAAUGUCGCCAGACGAAAAGCAUGAGUUGGUCGAGAAACUACAGUCUCUCGAUUACUGCUGUGGAUUCUGUGGCGAUGGUGCCAACGACUGUGGUGCAUUGAAAGCAGCAGACGUUGGCAUUUCUUUGUCGGAUGCCGAGGCAUCUGUUGCCGCGCCGUUCACUAGCCGUGUCUUCGAGAUUUCAUGUGUUCCAACCUUGAUCAAAGAGGGCCGAGCUGCUCUGGUGACGAGCUUUUCCUGCUUCAAGUUUAUGAGUUUGUAUUCCGCUAUACAAUUCUCUACAGUCAGCUUCUUGUAUACUUCAGGCUCCAACCUUGGUGAUUUCCAGUUCCUUUUCAUUGAUCUGGCACUCAUCAUGCCAAUUGCAAUCUUCAUGGGCUGGGCUGAUCCUGCUCCUACGCUGUCACGGAAACGACCCACUGCUGAUCUGGUCUCGCGCAAGGUCUUGACACCUUUGCUUGGACACAUAUCCAUAGUUGUUCUAGCACAGCUGGCGGUUUUCAAGACUGUUCAGAUGCAGCCAUGGUUUAUGCCACCGCAGUUGGAUCUCGAGAAGAGCAACAUUGUGAAUUCCGAGAACACCUCGCUAUUCUUAUUCUCUUGUUUCCAGUACAUCCUCACCAGCGUCAUCCUCAGCGCUGGUCCACCUUUCCGAAAGGCAAUGAUCCAUAAUGGUGCGCACUUUGUUGUUUAUGACCUGUUCAACCGGAUGCUGACUAUAAUCUCAGUACCAUAUUUAUGCACGAUCAUUGUCGACAUUCUCAUCGCAGCUUACAUGCUGUUCAGGCCUUCGGAAUGGGUGUCCGAAGUGAUGCAACUGACAUUUAUGUCUGAUGGAUUCAGAAGCUGGCUCAUAGCGCUGGCAUUCGGAAUCUUCCUCCUGGCCUGGAUCUCAGAGAAGAACCUCUUCCCACGUGUGGCGCAGAUUCUCGGGGUUGCUCGUGCUCGCCUGCAGCCAGGCUACCGCAAGAAGCGCCGCAUGUACAAGGUAUUGUUGGAGGAGAUGCGCAUGUGA